Fusarium fujikuroi IMI 58289 is the source of this 741-nucleotide messenger RNA. RefSeq lists its product as uncharacterized. The coding region runs from base 1 to 741 and encodes 246 amino acids. The transcript has 2 exons. Lineage: Eukaryota; Fungi; Ascomycota; Sordariomycetes; Hypocreales; Nectriaceae. The record is from RefSeq and is a predicted model, not a curated record.
AUGAUCUUCAAAUCAUUUCUCCUCUCAUCACUUUUGGCCACUGGCCUCGCUUUAUACAUACCUCAAGAGGACAUCGCGAGCAAAGAAUGCGAUUGCUCAGGGAAGAAUGUUCGCAAGAACGACAACCUCAGGCACAUUUACAUUUGCGGUGAUGAACGUCUAGGGCCUACAGACCUCCCAACGAAGCUCCCCCUCAGCACAUAUAUCAGUGGCUAUGACCGUUUUGGAGGCUUGACUCCCAAUGAAUUCCUCGAGAAAUGGUGGGACAACACGACCAGACCCGAUGGCAAAAAGCCAAUUGGCUGGAAGUAUCCGUUGAAGAAUGGGUUUGAGCUAGAUGAUGACGAACGCCCGAUCAAGGCAAACGUGAAUCUCACGCCAGGAACGCUAGUUGACCGGUUUGGAGAACCGACAGGACGUUAUAUCUCCCCUGCUACAGCUCCCUUCUCACAAAGAGCUCUCCACCCUGGGAAUCUGAUCACUGGGCAGAACCAAGACUUUCCUAACAACUAUCACGUGUACAACGUGACCAAAUCAUUCACCGUUCAGGCUGGACCUAUCAGACCGUGGUUUGGACAACCGGGUUAUGGGGUGCAGUUCUUCCUUGGUGUUGGCAUCACGGUGAACGACUACUUGGACAACGGCAGCCUCGUUCAACUCAACGCAUCGGCCUUGAUUAGAGAAUCAAAGCAGUGUGCACUAGGUGGAGGGAAGACUGACUUAGAUUCGGAAGAGCUAUAG